Molecule: messenger RNA, 1332 nt
Organism: Myxozyma melibiosi
Lineage: Eukaryota; Fungi; Ascomycota; Lipomycetes; Lipomycetales; Lipomycetaceae
Exons: 1
Coding region: 62-1306 (414 amino acids)
Biological process (GO): mitotic cell cycle; centriole replication
Cellular component (GO): centriole; centrosome
Molecular function (GO): calcium ion binding
Source: RefSeq, a predicted model, not a curated record
UGUAGUGCUGUCUGCUUGAAUGGUAAGAUCUCUCUAUUGCAUACGAUAUGGUAUUUGGUGAAUGCUAGGAGCUGACUGUUUUGGUUGUAAGGCAUCGUCUCAGUCUCCAGGCACGCGCCGGUCAACGCGAAAUGCGUCUCGCGCCAGCGACACCCCAGAUCUGUCGAUGAGUGACGCCGACGAUUUUGAGAACGCGAAAGAGAAUCUGUCGGGAAGUAAUAGCGGCGACGGUGGGGAACUUGACGGAUACGAGAUUUUGUUUGAAGAUGACGAGGAGGUGGAGCAGUAUAGUGAGAUUGAUUCGGAGGAUGAAUUUCAUCCUGAUUCGUCUGAUGAUGAAGACCAGAGGCCAAGGAAAGUAGCAAAGAAGGAGGAGGUGAGGGUUGAAGUGCCCCCAGAAUCUGCGCCUGAGGAACAACCUCCGGAGCCAGAACCGCAGCGGACGCCUGCCCCGAUACUCACCAGCGAACCUUUGGCAGAGGAGCUUCCGGUGCUAAAAUCCGAUACCGAAUCGAAAUUGACUCCCCGUACAGAAGAACACUUCACCAGCGCAGACGACGAACCACAGCCAGUAAACAGUUUAUCAUAUAUUGAAAGCGAACUCCAGACAGCGGAGAACUCAGCACGCUCGUCUGCAGAGCCGAUCGCAGUUGCACCUGCACCCGCACCCGCAUCCGCACCCGCACCCACACCCGCCUCACCGCCUCCACCUACUGCCGAAGCACCUCGGAGGUCAACUCGGCGACCAAAGAAACAAAAAACCAGUGCUGCAUCGCUAGGAAUCAGUGAAGCAGACUUGCAAGACAUCGAGGAGGUUUACGAGAUAGCGGCUGACCCAGAAUCGGAGGUGUUUCACGCUGAUAAUAUUGAAGAUGCGGUUGCUGCGCUCGGAUUCUCUGUUAGUCCGCAAGAGUUACAGGAGAUCAUUGCGACAGCGGAUCCUAGCAGUAGUGGGAUUGUCGACCAUGAUCUUUUUGUCGAGAUCAUGGCGCUAAAGUAUCAAGAGCGAAACAAAGAGCUUCGAGCGGCCGCGCGUAAAGGUGACACAGGAAGCAGCCACAAGGUCGAGAUCAACGAGGCGAAAAGGGAGGAAUUAGAAGAUGCUUUCGAGUUGUUUAUCGAGCACAGACAGGAUCAGCGGUACAUUACGAUUGACGAUUUACGAAAGGUGGCAGAGUUUGUGAAGGAUAACGUUACAGACGAAGACUUGCAGGAGAUGCUUCGAGUCGCGUCAGGCAACGCGUAUGGCACGGUCAAUUUUGAGAAUUUUGCGGCCGUGAUGCAGGACUCGGGAGCUAUUGUGUAGAUUACAAAUAUACACAUCAUAUCAAC